AUGGAUUCAUCGAUCAUUAUUGAAAUGAAUCGUUUACUACGACAGUGUCAUGUGGAUCGGAUUAGGAUGACUCCAUUUAUGUGGUGUUUGAAUAUUCAAAGCCCUGUGGAGGUGAAUUUGAAAUUAUUGAAGGUUAUGGUUUGCAGGUGGGUUGGGCAUGAUAACAGUUUUAGAGUAAGUCAAAAGUUGGUGCCCUUUAGAGUUAUUGAUGUGUUCAUGAGCAUAGGUUUAGAAAUAGGUGGUUUAGAGAUUCCCUUUGAUGAAGUAGUUGGUGGAUUGGUGGGUGAAAUGUUCAAAUCAAAAACCAUAAGUUUGAAUGACUUGAGGGACAUGUUUAAUGUCAUUGUUCAUGAUAAAAACAUUGAUGUUGAUUUAAAUAUGGAGUGGUAUCUACGAAAGGAAGAUCGUCAUAGGCCGGAAAUCCGUGUAGCUUUCAACAUGGAUGACGAAGGGAUGAGUGAAGGAUCCUUGGCUGAAGGAUCCAAGGUUGAGAAAGAUGAUGAUGAUUAUGAUGACGGAAGCUCUGAUGACGGGACAUGGGAAGCAGGUGCCGAGGAGAGAUUGAGGAAAAACAAUGAAGAUAUCAGAGCAUUGAAUGCCAAGAUUGGAGUUCUUACUAGGGAGUUAUUUGAAAUUUGUCAAACUCCAAUCUUUACUGAAGCAGAUGCAUGUGGCACUGAUGAAGAGGUUGGUGGUGGAGUUGAUGAAGCACCUGAAGUUGGAGGUGAGGAGAAGCCUGAAGUUGGGGCAGACGAAGAGGCUGAAGUUCGUCGUGAUUGUGGAUUUGAAGAAGAAGGUGAUGGUAAUGCAGUUCAUGACCCCCUAGGUGCAUAUACUGAAGCAAGAGGGGAGGAUAAAACCGCACAUGAAGAGGAGAUAGUUUCAAGAACUGUUGAUAACAUUAAUUUUAUUGAAAUCGAUGAUGAUGGUGAUCAAGAAGAAUAGGAGGUUGUACCAUUGGUUAUACCCCCAUUGUGCAGUUUUGUUGGUGAUCCAAGCACCACUGUUGAUGUACAGCAAUUGUACACAGCAGUCAGCGUCAGAGAGAUGACCGUAUACAGGGUUGUAUGCGAGAUAAUUGGGCAAACCUUGAGCAACACCUCAUUCUACACUUUGGGCCCGAUAAAAUACGUUGA
Molecule: messenger RNA, 1136 nt
Organism: Vigna angularis (adzuki bean)
Lineage: Eukaryota; Viridiplantae; Streptophyta; Magnoliopsida; Fabales; Fabaceae
Exons: 3
Coding region: 1-945 (314 amino acids)
Source: RefSeq, a predicted model, not a curated record